Messenger RNA from Desarmillaria tabescens, 937 nucleotides. RefSeq lists its product as uncharacterized. The transcript is spliced from 2 exons. Lineage: Eukaryota; Fungi; Basidiomycota; Agaricomycetes; Agaricales; Physalacriaceae. Bases 30 to 680 code for a protein of 216 amino acids. The record is from RefSeq and is a predicted model, not a curated record.
UAAAAAUAGAAAGCUGCCAAGACCAAAUUAUGAUUUAUAUUCCACCGUCGGUUCUCCUGCUCCCUCUCAUGGCUUCCCAACUUGACUUUCUCACCGCCGCCCGCGAAUCCCUCAGCCAGCCUUCUCCUCCUACGCUUCGAGAAAUUCUCGGGGCAUAUCGUGCGAAGGGGGAUGGCGACCGCGAUAUGCUGCUUGCGAUGCUCAAGGCAAAGACAGCUGAAGAACACAGCCAGGCAGAACGGGCGGCCCUUCUACGCACCCUGAUCGACGUCCAGCGACAAACAUCCUACCCGCCGUCGCCACCGAUGUCCCAUUACCCGACGCCGUCGACGUCGCAUUCGCCCCCCCAGCAGCAUCAUUUAUCUGUGCCUCAGCGCCAGUCCCGCCACCAGCGGAGCCAUUCUCCGUACGCUUUGCCGCCAAUGGCAGACACGCGUACUCGCAAAAGGCACCGCGGCAUGUCGCAGUCGCCGCCAAGACAUCCACCAUCGCCUUAUUCCCCGACAUCGUCUUCCUCAUCUGCAGCAGAUUACUCCCCCCGUGCCACCCGGCCAUCAAUGGCUAUAGGCGCCCUGCUCUCUAACGGCCGCGUUCCAGAGGUCGAGCGAGAUAUCAAACAGCUCAGCGAUAUUUCUGACGAAAGAUCCAAGUCCCGAGAUUACCCCAUGACCACGUCUUGAUAUUCGUUUCACCUUCUGUUACUGUGUAACUUGAUAUUUAUGGUUGGAUCAUCGUUAUUUAUUUCUCAUACUGUACCGAUACUGUACAUAUUGCUACCACUACUGUCACGUUUCCAUGCUAUUACUCCCCUCAAAGGUACUACUGCGCAAAAAUUUCGCUGCGUAUUCUUGGAAGGACUUCCCAUGAUCUAAAAAUAGAGCGCCAAGAGGCUGUUUUGAAACUCAGAACAAGCCAAGAAGUCUUGGCAUCAUCUAUC